This is a messenger RNA of Cylindrotheca closterium, 1119 nucleotides long. Lineage: Eukaryota; Bacillariophyta; Bacillariophyceae; Bacillariales; Bacillariaceae. The record is from the annotation of a GenBank genome assembly.
AUGACCAACAUCAAACUUCCCUCUACGUUGCGAGAGAUUCUACUCAAGGCAUUCUCUUGUUGUGAGCGCUUAAGUUCAAUUGAUUUGCCUCUCGGUCUUACAGUUAUUGGAAUGAACGCUUUUGAAAACACAAGCCUUCGCCGUCUACAAUGUCCUGCUACAGUGGAGAUCAUUGGACGUGCAGCGUUCACACUCUGUAAUCAUUUGAAAUCCAUAAUUUUACCUCCAAGGCUGGAGGUGAUCGAGUCUGAAGUUUUCGAUGGCUGCGACAAUUUGGAAGAGAUUGAGAUGCCAAGAACAGUGAGGACAAUUGGGAACGAUGCUUUCGCGUUCUGUUCAGCGUUGAAGAAACUAGAUUUAUCACACUGCACUCAAUGUUUGACAUUUGGAGAUGGUGCCUUUUUCUCUUGUUCAGGGUUGUCAUGGAUAAUCCUUCCGCCCAAUCUUGAAGGAUUGAUUCAACGAAGAACAUUCGAAGACUGCUCUGCAUUGACGCAUAUCCGCGUGUCACCGAAUGUCACUUCCAUUGGAGUCAGUGAAAGGUGCACUUCCUUGCUGUCACUGGAACUUCCAGAGGGAUUAGAAACAAUCAAACUGUUUCCCUUUGAUGAGCAAUUCGAAGCCUGGGAAGAUGUCCGCGAUUGGUCAUCCUUGGUGAAUCUAUAUCUGCCUCCAUCGCAGAACGUGUCCGAAAGACUUUUGAAUGAACCCAUUCCGGGAGACUUGCAGCUUGCGAAAGUUGCACAAAACUGGGGAGAUCUUGUGGGAAUCCUGCAGCACCGAUUCGAUAGGCUUCCUCUUCACAGAGUCUGCUACUUCCACAGCUACCAUCAUGUAGAAGACACAAUUAAAAGAAUCAAUGACAUUCUGCGUGACAAUCCCGGCGCUAUGGUCCAAACGGAGAUGCUCUCGUUGUUGGAGCUGAAGCUAUGGAAAAUGAAAUUGGAUGAGAAUCCAAUGGAAGAGAAAUUUGAUAAGGCGCAGCAAGAAGAUUCUCGCCAGAGCUGUCGAGUUGGUUGUGGCAUUUCUAUUGUCGUUGAGCAUGUGGUACUAUUUCUCGGCAAGCCAGCGUCGUCGUCCUACUCCUCUAACGAGGAGGACGAGCCGGCUUAUCGUUAA